Molecule: messenger RNA, 2433 nt
Organism: Triticum aestivum (bread wheat)
Lineage: Eukaryota; Viridiplantae; Streptophyta; Magnoliopsida; Poales; Poaceae
Exons: 3
Coding region: 739-2124 (461 amino acids)
Source: RefSeq, a predicted model, not a curated record
CACACCCAACUCCGUCUUCUUCAGUUGAAAAAAUCUCCCUCAUCUCCCCUGUUCCAACCUAGUAACCGUGUGUUACAGAAGGGCGAGUGCUCCGCGGCUGAUCCGCGGCGGCGUGUUUCCAUCUUCUCACCCAACACCGGCGGUCUCGUCAGGUUGUUCCCUACUUUCUCAUAAGAGCAUGUAUAUAAGGCUUACUCAGCAGGCUAUAGCAUUUGCCAGCUCAUCCAAAUCCUACAUGGCAGAGAGAGAAAGCAGGAAAGAGAAUGGAGCGGCUCUCCUGCAGUCGCCCGGCUGUAGCACGCAGUACGAGCAGAGCAGCCGGCUUGCAGCUCACACCGCUGGCGCUAGGCCGAAGCUAGGAGAUUCCACCCAAUCGUGUUUAUACCCAGCUUAAAGAACUAAUAAUUUAAAGCUUUAAUGAAGCCCACUUAGCAGCCGGUGUAUAGCUAGCCUAUUAUAUGGCCCGGCUUUAAGCUGGCUCUUUGAUGAUAUGGCACAGGCUUACAGCCGGCUAUCGACGCUGUUAUUAUCCUUGCUCUAAAUCUUAAUCCUCCCCUCUCUGGUUUUCCCUUCCGGAGACACGGCGUGAUUUGAAGAAGGAAUCAGGGAUUUCUUCUCAAUCCGAGUCGAUCUCGAGGUCCGACCAGUGGCCUGUAUAAAAUAGCUAGCGGGGGCGGGACGGAGAAGAGUCAACCAAGCCCAGCCUGUGAUUUGAUUUGAAGAAGGAAUCCGCGAGCGAUGGGGAGGAAAUUGCCCGCUCUUGCUCCGGCCGGGGCGGCGGCGGCGGGAAGGAAGCGAAAAGGUGCCACCUUGACAACGCUCGCCGCGUGCAAGCGCCCUGCGCGGGCGCAAGUAAUCGGCGGAUGGGCGUCCCUGCCCACCGACAUAGUUGGCCUCAUCACCUGCCGGCUCCUGGCCGGCGACGGCGACGGCGACGUGGUUGAUUACAUCGCCUUCCGCGCCGUCUGCUCCGGCUGGCGCGCCUGCACGCCCACGGCGCGCGACCCCACACUGCGGGAUCCCCGCCUACGCCCGCGCGGCUGGGUCGCUCUCUGUGACGGCGACGCCGUCCGCCCAGACGAUGCCUGCGAGAUCGUCUUCUUCCAUACGCGCACGGCCAGGCGCCUCCGCGUCCUCCUCCCGGAGCUCCGGCAACACAGGAUCGUUGGCUUCACCGACGGACUCCUCAUCCUCGUGCACAAGCGCACCACCGAGGUCCGCGUGCUGCAUCCCUUCACGCGCGUCGUGGUCGAUUUCCCGCCCCUCGCCCCGGUGUACCACGCGGUAGUCAGGCGGAUGAAGCUGCUCGACAUGAGCGCCGCGAUAUGCAGCAGCGCGUCCUCGGCGACCUCCAUUGCGGUGGUGGUCUGGUUCCUCUGCACAAGUGUGGUGCUCGGCGCCGACCCGGGUUCAGAUUGGGAGCUUCUCCACCGAGGUCUUUAUGUUUGGAAUACCUUGUCCUUCCAAGGAAAGCUCUAUGCCACCACCCUGUCUUCACACGAGAUCCUGCAGCUAUACCCUCCUCCCAGACAGGAGGAACCCCUCGAGAAUUCUGUGGUGGUUGCUCAUGCUCCAUAUUUUGCUGAUCGCAUGUAUAGCGAUUUUCUACUCGUGGAGUCUGGUGGAAGGAUGCUGCUCGUCGUCCGGCACCCAGCUCCUGGUACAAAGGAGAUGGACUGGUCGGGACUAGAAGUCUUCAGGCUCUAUGAAGUGCAUCUGAGCAGCCAGCAGUGUAAGCUUAUCCCGGUGAACACCUUAGGCGACCGCUCGCUGUUUCUCAGCGGUGACCGAUGCCUGUCUGUUUCGGCCAGGGACCUCCCAACCUUGAGCAGCAACUCCAUCUACUUCAGUCUACCAUGGGACCCCAUUGUGUUGCAUUCGCUGGGGACUGGUUUGUCCGAGCGCUUAGCCGAGUCCUGCAAAAUACAUGAUGGGAAGGACAGGAUACGCCCAUCUGUGCGCCCCUUCACCAUUGCUGAUCAUCUCAUGACCUACUGCCAUACUCCUGAGUGGUCUAAAGGACUCAUGUUCCACGAGUACCAACACAUACCUGAAUCUUUCAAGGAACUGAUUAAGAACAUCCGGGCACAGGAUGCGCAAGUGCGGAUUCCACGUAUUGGUUGAGCUGACGCUAAGCUUCACAUUGCCCACUGAAUAAUGAAGGUUCUGGCAGCAUAUGGAGAAGAAGAGAGGGGGGCAUGAACCUGAAGAUAUUUUGUUUACUAGGAUUGUUGAGAACUUGGUUAACGUAUGUAUCUGUCCAAAUAUAUGAUUAUUUAGGAAAAUGAAAAUCCAUCCUCAGUCAUGUUGAUUGCGGGGUGUAUUUUGUCACCAAGUAUGUUUGGGUGUUGAACUGCAGUGAAACUUUCUGUGUAUUUUUUUUACUUUGAGAAAAUAAUGCCCAUGUGACCUUCAUGGCCCUGUUUUUUGAUA